AUGAACGCAAAUGCCAAUAAGUUUGAACACCUGCCAAGAGGACCGAUAGGUAUGCAUAUAAAAAUCCGCGAUCGGAGGUGGGCAUUUGCCAUCGAAGAAGCCACUCGCCGUCUGCUGACAUCAUUCGUGUUCAAUUCAAAACGGGAUCAUCAAGUUUUUGAACGCCUCAUGAGGAGUAACCGGAUAGGUGGAGCUUUGCCCAAUGCGAUAUUUGCCAAGUUCAAUAUUCCUCCUCAUGACGUUAGUUUUAACGAGCCAUCUUCUGAAUGGGACACUAUACUGCGAAUGAUUGACGUUAAAGAUUCAGUUAUCAGAAAUGUCCUGAUCGAUAUGGCAUCGGCAGAAGGCACCAUUCUUCUCAAAACAGACGAAGAUGCUCGUCGUAUUAUGGAUGGCAUUUGCCCUGAUAAAUGCACCCGAGCAUACACCGCAACCGGUGGCUUGGCUAUGGGCCGAAAUCGACGUGGAGAAGGCUUCUACCGUUUCUAUGCCUGUCGCCGCCCUCCGAGAACUGUUUUACUUGCAGAACAAGGAACUGAAGCGGACGUUGACGCUAUGAAAACCGAACUGACACGAUUACAAGGUGAACAGCACCGGUUACAAGGCGAGGUUACGGCGGCAUCCUCCGAGGCUAAUAGAACCCAGUUCGAACUUGACAAGGCUCUGCAAAAGUAUACCACCAUAGAAGCCGAUCUGAAUAGGCUGAGAAGUCAAUAUCGAUCGUUGGAACGGAAGUUAGAACAGCUCGAAAUGGAUGACGAUUACUCAGUGGUAGAUAAUAUGGUACGUCUCAGACUGUGA
Molecule: messenger RNA, 801 nt
Organism: Cooperia oncophora
Lineage: Eukaryota; Metazoa; Nematoda; Chromadorea; Rhabditida; Trichostrongylidae
Source: the annotation of a GenBank genome assembly